AUGACGAAAAGGAAAAAAAAGUUUUUUUCUAACAACAAAAGAAAAGAAAUCUUGUUGACUCGUCUUAAAGCUUUGCUAAAACUCCAUUUGCUGUUAUUGAUGAAAAUUGAUCGUAAAAAUCUUCUCAGAACAUUUGAAAUCAUAUUUGAGUUUUAUGGAGAUUUUUAUGCUUCAACUGUCGCCGAGACAUUAGAAGUUGAAUGUAAACAAAAAACGAAACUAUUUCUAGUGAAUAAAAGCAUUAGUCGUAAAUGGACUCUUGUGAGCCAUUCUUGGUCGCAGCAAACAUUAAAGGAGACGUGUGAAGGCUGUGAAAUAAUAAAACUGAACAUGAUCGAUUGGAAUGUCAAAAUUACUUGA
Molecule: messenger RNA, 360 nt
Organism: Clunio marinus
Lineage: Eukaryota; Metazoa; Arthropoda; Insecta; Diptera; Chironomidae
Source: the annotation of a GenBank genome assembly